AUGGGAAAACAGAGAUUCUGGCUUCAGAACCGAACGCAACGGUCUUCAAUCGCGGUCCCCGCGGAGCCCCUCGCCGCUCAGUUCCUCUCCUCACACAGCUGGGCAGAAGAAAAGAAAAAAGCCAAGGCGGUAGAAGGGGCGCAGGGUCCCGCGGGGGUCCCCGAGCGGGGCCGGGACCCGGGGCGCCCGGAGGUUUCCGCUCAGCUCGCCGCGGCCCCCGGCGGCGGGAGGGGCGUCCCCCGCGCGCCCCCCGCGCGCCCCCCGCCGGCCUCCCGCUUCCCCCGCGCGCCGCCCGGCGUCUCCGUCUCCGCCCCCAGGACCUGCGGCCGCCAGCUCCGGAGCGCGGCUUCCCGGGCCGGCGGCGCGAUGGGCUGCGGGAACUCCACCGCCACCAGCGCGAGCGCGGGCCGAGGCCCUGCAGGAGCAGCUAAAGACGUAGCAGAAGAGUCGAUAAGCGAGGAUGACAAGAGGAGAAACUACGGAGGCGUCUAUGUUGGCCUACCAUCUGAAGCUGUCAAUAUGGUGUCCAAUCAGACAAAGACUGUACGAAAAAAUUAGAAGAACAUAACACGGCCCAAGAAUCAAGAGCUUGCUCAUCCAUUUGGAAGGAAUUUGGCUCUGACAUUGUGAUGUGUGCAGAUGUUUCCCAGGAAACUAUGGACUGUCUCCCUCAGUUCCCCUCCUGCCCCCCCUCGCCCCCCCCAACUCUUAGGUGCAUGGCUAGGAUGGCAGGUGCAGGCUGAGGGCUGUGGUAACAGCGAGGAAUUGAUUAGAUAGUACACCCGUUGAUGGAGCUCCCUGUGGCCCACCUGCGAGAAUCCCGGGAGGUGGCUGCGUGCCCCCGGGCCACCAUGCCCCGCCCACUGCAUGUCCCCCUCGGCCACCCAGCACAGUUCAUAGAACUCAUGUCUUUUCAGAUACUUUUUUGAUAGUUUUUUUAUAUAAUGAAAUCCUUAUUCUGUUUAUAACUUAAAAUAAUAAGCCACUAUAAAUGAAUUCCUUAAAGUAAUAUAUUUGUUCUCUUUCACUAUUUCUACUUCUCAUUACUUUUUAGCUAUAAAAUUGGUAAACUGAUUCUUAUUAAUCCCUCCCUCUUUUUUACUAUUUGGUUUUCAAAUUUUAUUUAAAUGUCAAAGAAAUUCCUUUAUUAGGAACAAUAUUUUACAUGGAAGUAGUCAAAGGAAAGCUACUUAAAUUCGCAUGCCGUGUGCACAUGUUGAUUAAAUGCCUGUUUUCUGUAGUCAGGCUGCUUCAUGGACGUCAGUCUCCCGUUCCACCUUGGUGUGACUGUGACAGCUUUCAAGGCCCUGUGGAUUGGUGAUCCGUGGGCUGUCUGGGAAGUCCUUAAUUUGAUAAUGUUGCGUGUAUCUACUCAGUACUGCAGUGUAAAUCGCUGUGUUCACCAGUGUAUUUCAACAAUUAAAACAUUUUUAGCCCUCUUUA
Molecule: messenger RNA, 1443 nt
Organism: Oryctolagus cuniculus (rabbit)
Lineage: Eukaryota; Metazoa; Chordata; Mammalia; Lagomorpha; Leporidae
Gene: C11H12orf75
Product: chromosome 11 C12orf75 homolog
Source: RefSeq, a predicted model, not a curated record